AUGGAAUGCUCGAUUGCUCUAACUGGAGCCGACUAUGUUCUUGUCGCAAGUGAUAUGAGCGCGGCCCGAAGUAUUGUACGCAUGAAAUCAAACGAAGACAAGACAAAGAUAUUGGGCCCGAAUUUGGUCAUGGCAUAUAGCGGCGAUACCGUUCAGUUUGCAGAAUACGUUGAGCGUAACCUUAGGCUGUACCAAAUGCGUUACGUGCACCCCCUUCGUCCCCCCAGUGCUGCUUCAUGGAUCCGCCGUUCCCUGGCCGACUCGUUGCGUAGUCGUCAUCCUUACUCGGUCAAUCUCUUACUAGGCGGGGUAGAUCUCGCCGAAGCACCAGUUCAUGCACCGGACGGUCCCAAGGGUCGCCCUUCACUCUACUGGAUUGACUACCUGGGAACCUUGGCCGAAGUGCCGUUUGCGGCGCAUGGCUAUGGUAGCUACUUUGUCCUCAGUUUGUUUGAUAGGUACCAUAACCCUCAAGCCAACUUGGAAGAGGGUCUCGAAACCCUCCGUCGUGGAAUCGCGGAAAUUCAAAAGCGAUUGAUUGUCGGAUUGGAGAAUUGGUCAGUCAAGUUGAUUACCCGCGAUGGAGUGAAAGAGGUGGAUUUGGCUAGUGGGGAGCUCGCACUGCUUCCACCGCGCCACUCGUUGAUAUGCACCAACACAUUCACCACAGGCCUCCAGGGUGCCCCGACGGAUGGUGGAGAAGUCUCUUAUGGAGGUUACAAGGCGGCGGACAGCCUGUUCCCGGUUGGUGGGAGAGCUGUGUGGCCAUCGCCACCUCUUCCUGUAAGGCUCAAUAUCCUACUCAUUAAUGUCCCUUUGGCGUGGACAGCUGCUCUGAUGGAGCUUAAUCCUCUGCUUAUUUUUAGCCUGUCCUUUCUCGCUAUCGUCCCUUUGGAAAAGCUAUCCGAGUUUGGGGGCCAUCAGUUUGCUCUCUACUGCGGAGAAACGCUUGGCGAGUUCGUCUCCAUCACAUUGGCAAACAUUGUUGAAGUCAACUUGGCAAUUUUCCUCCUGUUCGAAUGCCAACUCCGCCUCGUUCAAUCAACAGUAAUUGGCGUCAUUCUCCUACAUGCACUGCUCGUUCCGGGUAUCGCUUUCGUGGUUGGAGGAGCUCGAGUCCUUGAGCAAAAGCUCAAGCCCGUGCACACGCAACUCAACGCCAGUUUGCUAUUUUUGGGGGUUGUAACCCUGCUCCUCCCCGUAGCGUUCUUCUCAGCCUAUCCAAACCCUCAUGAGUUGGUUAUGGCAAAUACGACGCGCGAGGGAGUUGCGCCUUCAGUGUUGACUCCGCAUUCGCUGACCGAGCGGGCCAUCAUGCCUACACCAAAGCAACUUAAUUAUAUUCCCGAGCCCCGGUCACCCAGAACUCAUACAUCCAGUCACCUGGCUCGUCACAAUCGUCAACACGCUCGGGCCGAGGCUGUAGAGAUUGAUCAGACACUGCGGUCCAGCGACGGUGUACUUGAGCGGAACCCCAUCAAGGCCGAAGAAAAGUACCUAGAGGUGUCGGCGCACACAGUGGCGGUUAGUGACACGACGAGAAAGGGCAUACAAAAGUUCAGUCAUGGAUAUGCUCUGAUGCUUGUUGCCGUGUACAUAUUGAGUCGGAUAUACUUGCACCGUCACCCGCUAAAUGAUGAUCUGCGUCUGGACCGGCGACCGGACCUCGAACAUACAGAUACGUUAGAAAAGCCCAUGCUUUCGGGAAUUAAGCGCAAACCCAGGGUGGUUGGACCUGGCCCAGUCAUCAUUCUUCUCAUCAUUGUGGUUGGGUUGAUUGCAGUGACAGCCGAAUUCCUCGUGUCGUCCGUGGAGCAUGUCCAACAAGUCAAUCGAUUGUCCUCGGAAUGGUUCGGGCUGAUCCUAUUGCCCAUGAUCUCGUACUCGGCCGAUGCAUUGGUGACUGUCGCCUACUGUUGCCGUAAGGCAUGGAGGCAUCGUUAUUCGAACACGGAUGAUUUACAAGCACCAGAGGAGCUCGCGCGCGGGAGGAGUAUCGACCUCAGCAUACAGUUCUUGUUGUUCUGGCUGCCAGCAUUGGUCCUGCUGGCCUGGAUAACUAACAAGCCAUUAACUCUAUUGUUUGACGUAUUCGAGGUCGCGGCAGCUAUUGGAGCCUGUCUUCUCGUCAACUACACGACUCAAGAUGGAAAGACCAAUUGGGUUGAAGGGUUUAUGCUUAUCGUGUUCUAUUUCAUGAUCGCGUUGGCAGCAUGGUUCUACAAUGGUCAACUAUCUGUAUUUGAGCUCUUGCAGUCUAUAUUGGACUUGAAGGGAAAGUCGCUUAUUCAACGGUCUUAUCGUGAUGAUGUGUCCCCUUCGCACAUCGAAAGGUUUCUGCCCUAUAUCCUGGACUUGGAGGAGGAAGGACAACAGGUGACGCCUUGCUUUUCAAGUCAGGGCGUUAAUUUUAUGCAUAUCAGACAUAGUAAUUUGUACCUGCUUGCGCUAUCCAAGAGAAACACCAAUGCGGCGGAAAUCAUCCUGUUUCUACACAAAUUGGUCUCGGUCCUGGUAGAAUAUUUCAAAGAAUUGGAGGAAGAAUCUAUUAGGGAUAACUUUGUGAUCAUAUACGAACUCUUGGACGAGAUGAUGGAUUUCGGAUACCCACAAACAACGGAGAGCAAGAUUCUUCAAGAAUACAUUACGCAGGAAUCCCACAAACUCGAAAUUCAAGUUCGGCCUCCUGUCGCCGUGACAAAUGCCGUGUCCUGGCGAUCCGAAGGCAUUCGUUACCGCAAGAACGAGGUGUUCCUGGAUGUCAUCGAGAGCGUCAACCUGCUGGUCAAUGCCGAUGGAAAUGUCAUUCGUUCAGAGAUCCUGGGCGCCGUCAAGAUGAAGUGUUAUUUGUCUGGGAUGCCUGAGCUUAGACUGGGCUUGAACGACAAAGUCAUGUUUGAAAAUACCGGUCGAACGUCGCGUGGAAAAUCCAUAGAAAUGGAGGAUGUCAAGUUCCAUCAAUGCGUACGACUAUCACGUUUUGAGAAUGACCGGACUAUCUCUUUUAUUCCUCCAGACGGCGAGUUUGAGCUGAUGUCAUAUCGCUUAUCGACUCCCGUGAAGCCAUUGAUUUGGGUUGAAGCAGCUAUUGAAAGCCACAAGGGGUCAAGGAUUGAGUACAUGGUCAAGGUUAAGGCUCAAUUCAAGCGGAGGAGUACUGCCAACAAUGUCGAGAUUUAUGUUCCAGUACCAGACGAUGCAGACAGUCCCAAGUUUAGGGCCUCGACUGGGAGCGUGCAAUACGCGCCAGAUAAGUCGGCAUUUGUGUGGAAAAUCAAGCAGCUUGGCGGCGCACGAGAGUUUUUGAUGAGGGCACACUUCGGACUCCCAAGCGUACGCGGAGCUGAGGAGAUUGAAAAGAAGCCUCCAAUCACAGUUCGGUUUGAGAUUCCAUACUUCACUGUUUCGGGAAUUCAGUGGCUUGAUAUCAUCAACGACUGUCGGUCCACAAACAUGUCCGCUCACAUCGAGGAAGUAUCUGACCACGAGGGUCACGACCACGGUCAUGAGGGUCAUGAUCAUGAAGGCCAUGAAGGCCAUGACCACUCCCACGAGGUUGAGCUCGAUCCUACCUCGAAUGCGGCUUUGGAGAAGAUUCAAUCUCGCCCAGAGCGCAAGGCUCGCAAGGCGCUCAUCUCGCUCGGCCUCAAGAAGGUGCCAGGCAUCACUCGUGUUACAAUGAAGAGGCCCAGAAACAUUCUGUUAGUUGUAGCAAAUCCUGAAGUAUUCAAAUCCCCCAACUCCGAUGUUUACAUCGUUUUCGGUGAGGCCAAGACGGAAGAUAUUGCUGCUGCUCAACAGGCUGCUGCCGCUGCCGCUGCCGCCGCCGCCGCCGAGCGUGAGGCACAGGAGGCAACAGGACAGGAUGGUGCUGAUGAGACUCCCAAAACUCUCGAGGACCUUGCGGGAGAUGCGCCUGGUACCACUGGGAAAGCACCAGAGGCGCCAGAAGAAGAAGAAGAGGUGGACGAGACCGGAGUAGACCCGAAGGACAUUGAAUUAGUUAUCCAGCAAGUCGGUUGCUCGAGGGCCAAAGCUGUAAAGGUCUUGAAGGAAAGUGGUGGAGACUUGAUUAACGCUAGGUGCAUUAUCAAGUUCAAGGACAACGUUAUUGCUGAUGAUGUCGAACAAUGUGUCAACGGCGUUAAAAAUGCUGGUGGUCAAGCAACUCAUCGAUAUAGAAGUUUCAUAGGAUUCGCUGUGAGCAUCCCAAACAACCACAUCAAGGUGCUCCGAGACACGCGCCGAAAACCCGGCUUGCAGGUUGCCGCCAUUGUGGUAUCUUCCUAG
Messenger RNA from Rhizoctonia solani, 4290 nucleotides. Its product is annotated as Adaptor complexes medium subunit family. Lineage: Eukaryota; Fungi; Basidiomycota; Agaricomycetes; Cantharellales; Ceratobasidiaceae. Gene Ontology annotation, biological process: vesicle-mediated transport; intracellular protein transport; transmembrane transport. Gene Ontology annotation, molecular function: clathrin-cargo adaptor activity. The transcript has 31 exons. The record is from RefSeq and is a predicted model, not a curated record. Bases 1 to 4290 code for a protein of 1429 amino acids. Gene Ontology annotation, cellular component: membrane; clathrin adaptor complex; proteasome core complex.